GUUCCUGGGGGAAGCCAAGAUCCCACUCCGGGAGGUCCUGGCCACCCCCAGUCUGUCUGCCAGCUUCAAUGCCCCCCUGCUGGACACCAAGAUGCAGCCCACAGGGGCUUCGCUGGUCCUGCAGGUGUCCUACACGCCUCUCCCUGGAGCUGUGCCCCUGUUCCCACCCCCCACUCCUCUGGAGCCUUCCCCAACUCUGCCUGACCUGGACGUGGUGGCUGGCGGGGGACAGAGCCGGGCCGAGACUUGGUCCCUGCUUAGUGACAGCACCGUGGACACGAGAUACUCUGGGAAGAAGUGGCCGGCCACCAUGGAUACAGGAGGAGAGCAGGACACCGAGGACCAGGGGCUCACGGGAGAUGAGGCAGAGCCAUUCCUGGAUCAGAGUGGCGCUCUAGACCCGGGGGCUCCCACCAGCCCCAGGAAGCCACCUUCUCAUCCUCCCCCCUACCACCCUGGGAGCAAAAGAAAGAGACGCGCGCCCACGCCCAAAAAGCUGCUGUCAGACAAACCGCAGGACUUCCAGGUGACGGGUGGGCUCUCCCUGACCCCAGUCUCCUCCUUUAGCCCUUCAGCAGCUGUGGUGCUGGGCACCGGCCUGCACUUCAGUGGCAAGCGUGUGAUUUGUGUUUCCUCUCUUGGAUUUCAGAUGGACGUGGGCACCAUUUACAGAGAGCCCCGGCAUGCCUAUCUCAGGAAGUGGCUGCUGCUCUCAGACCCUGAUGACUUCUCUGCUGGGGCCAGAGGCUACCUGAAAGCAAGCCUUUGUGUGCUGGGGCCCGGAGAUGAAGCUCCUCUGGAGAGAAAAGACCCCUCCGAAGACAAGGAGGACAUCGAAGGCAACCUGCUCAGGCCGACAGGCGUGGCCCUGCGAGGAGCGCACUUCUGCCUGAAGGUGUUCAGGGCCGAGGACCUGCCGCAGAUGGACGAUGCCGUGAUGGACAAUGUGAAGCAGAUCUUUGGCUUUGACAGUAACAAGAAGAACUUGGUGGACCCCUUCAUGGAAGUCAGUUUUGCAGGGAAAAUGCUCUGCAGCAAGAUCCUGGAGAAGACGGCCAACCCUCAGUGGAACCAGAGCAUCACGCUGCCUGCCAUGUUUCCCUCCAUGUGUGAAAAAAUGCGGAUUCGUGUCAUAGACUGGGAUCGCCUCACUCACAACGACAUCGUGGCCACCAUCUACCUGAGUAUGUCGAAAAUCUCUGCCCCUGGAGGAGAAAUAGAAGAGGAGCCUGCAGGUGUGGUCAAGCCUCCGCAAGCCACAGACCUGGAUGACCAUCUGGGCUUCCUCCCCACAUUUGGACCCUGUUACGUCAACCUCUAUGGCAGCCCCAGGGAGUUCACAGGCUUCCCGGACCCCUAUGCAGAGCUCAACAUGGGCAAGGGGGAAGGUGUGGCCUAUCGAGGCCGGGUUCUGCUCUCCCUGGAGACCAAGCUGGUGGAGCACAGUGAGCAGAAGGUGGAGGACCUCCCUGCAGAUGACAUCCUCCGGGUGGAGAAGUAUCUCCGGAGGCGCAAGUACUCCCUCUUUGCCGCCUUCUACUCGGCCUCCAUGCUGCAGGACGUAGACGAUGCCAUCCAGUUCGAGGUCAGCAUCGGGAACUAUGGGAACAAGUUCGACACCACCUGCCUGCCGCUGGCCUCUGCCACCCAGUACAGCCGGGCAGUCUUUGACGGAUGCCACUACUACUACUUACCCUGGGGCAACGUGAAGCCUGUGGUGGUGCUGUCAUCCUACUGGGAGGACAUCAGCCACAGAACCGACACUCAGAACCAGCUGCUUAGGAUCGCUGACCAGCUGGAAGCUGGCCUGGAACAGGUCCACCUGGCCCUGAAGGCUCAGUGCUCCACUGAGGACGUGGACUCCCUGGUGGCUCAGCUGAUGGAUGGGCUCAUUGCAGACUGCAGCCAGCCUCUGGGCGAUGUCCACCAGACACCCUCUGCCACCCACCUGGACCAGUACUUGUACCGGCUGCGCACCCGUCACCUGAGCCAAAUCACUGAGGCCGCCCUGGCCCUGAAGCUUGACCACAGCGAGCUCCCGGCUGCCCUGGAGCAGGCUGAAGAUUGGCUUCUGCGUCUCCGUGCCCUGGCGGAGGAGCCCCAGAACAGCCUGCCGGACAUUGUCAUCUGGAUGCUGCAGGGAGACAAGCGUGUGGCGUACCAGCGGGUGCCCGCCCACGAAGUCCUCUUCUCCCGGCGGGGUGCCAACUACUGUGGCAAGAAUUGUGGGAAGCUGCAGACGAUCUUUCUGAAAUAUCCGAUGGAGGGGGUCCCUGGUACCCGGAUGCCAGUGCAGAUACGGGUCAAGCUCUGGUUCGGGCUUUCCGUGGAUGAGAAGGAGUUCAACCGGUUUGCUGAGGGGAAGCUGUCUGUCUUUGCAGAAACGUAUGAGAACCAGACCAAGCUGGCCCUGGUGGGGAACUGGGGCACCACGGGCCUUACCUACCCCAAGUAUUCUGACGUCAUGGGCAAGAUUAAGCUCCCCAAGGACAGUUUCCGCCCCUCAGCUGGCUGGGCAUGGGCAGGAGACUGGUUCGUGUGUCCGGAGAAGACCCUGCUCCAUGACGCUGAUGCCGGGCACCUGAGCUUCGUGGAGGAGGUGUUUGAGAACCAGACCCGGCUUCCCGGAGGCCAGUGGAUCUACAUGAGUGACAACUAUACUGAUGUGAAUGGGGAGAAGGUGCUUCCCAAAGAUGACAUUGAGUGCCCCCUGGGCUGGAGGUGGGAAGAUGAAGAGUGGUCCACAGACCUCAAUCGGGCCGUUGAUGAGCAAGGCUGGGAGUACAGCAUCACCAUCCCCCCGGACCGGAAGCCGAGGCACUGGGUCCCCGCUGAGAAGAUGUACUACACUCACCGACGACGGCGCUGGGUGCGCUUGCGCAGGAGGGACCUCAGCCAGAUGGAAGCGCUGAAGAGGCACAGGCAGGCUGAGGCGGAGGGUGAGGGCUGGGAGUACGCCUCGCUGUUUGGCUGGAAGUUCCACCUGGAGUACCGCAAGACGGACGCCUUCCGCCGCCGCCGCUGGCGCCGCCGCAUGGAACCCCUGGAGAAGACAGGGCCUGCAGCUGUGUUUGCCCUUGAGGGGGCCCUGGGUGGUGUGGUGGACGACAGGAGUGAAGAUUCCAUAUCCGUGUCCACCUUGAGCUUUGGUGUGAACAGACCCACGAUUUCCUGCAUCUUUGACUAUGGGAACCGCUACCAUCUACGCUGCUACAUGUACCAGGCCCGGGACCUGCCUGCGAUGGACAAGGACUCCUUUUCUGAUCCGUACGCAAUCGUCUCCUUCCUGCACCAGAGCCAGAAGACAGUGGUGGUGAAGAACACCCUGAACCCCACCUGGGACCAGACACUCAUCUUUUAUGAGAUUGAGAUCUUUGGGGAGCCAGCCAGCAUCGCCGAGCAGCCGCCCAGCAUCGUGGUGGAGCUGUAUGACCACGACACCUAUGGUGCAGACGAGUUUAUGGGCCGCUGCAUCUGUCAACCGAGUCUGGAACGGAUGCCCCGGCUGGCCUGGUUCCCACUGACGAGGGGCAGCCAGCCGGCGGGUGAGCUGCUGGCCUCUUUUGAGCUCAUCCAGAGAGAGAAGCCGGCCAUCCACCAUAUUCCUGGUUUUGAGGUGCAGGAUACAUCAAGGAUCCUCGAUGAG
Molecule: messenger RNA, 3646 nt
Organism: Galeopterus variegatus (Sunda flying lemur)
Lineage: Eukaryota; Metazoa; Chordata; Mammalia; Dermoptera; Cynocephalidae
Gene: DYSF
Product: dysferlin
Exons: 31
Biological process (GO): negative regulation of phagocytosis; vesicle fusion; T-tubule organization
Cellular component (GO): cytoplasmic vesicle; T-tubule; membrane
Molecular function (GO): calcium-dependent phospholipid binding; calcium ion binding
Source: RefSeq, a predicted model, not a curated record